This is a messenger RNA of Wasmannia auropunctata (little fire ant), 2180 nucleotides long. It is a transcript of the gene Slh, whose product is annotated as protein sly1 homolog. The transcript has a single exon. Gene Ontology annotation, cellular component: Golgi membrane; cytosol. Gene Ontology annotation, molecular function: syntaxin binding. NCBI's taxonomy places the organism in Eukaryota, Metazoa, Arthropoda, Insecta, Hymenoptera, Formicidae. Bases 97 to 1989 code for a protein of 630 amino acids. The record is from RefSeq and is a predicted model, not a curated record. Gene Ontology annotation, biological process: intracellular protein transport; endoplasmic reticulum to Golgi vesicle-mediated transport.
ACGUAACUUGACUUGGGGUCUCCGGGCGCCCGGAGAGAUCGGAGCACACGAGUGUCGCGCGCGUGCGAGGUUAGGUUCCUCGACAGGCCCGUCACGAUGAGCCUGCGCGACCGUCAGAUAAACGCCCUGAAGCAGAUGCUGAAUCUGAAUCAGCCCGAGCCGCGGCUCGAGGGCGCGGUGCCGACGUGGAAGAUCCUCGUCUACGACCGCCUCGGCCAGGACAUCAUAUCGCCGCUGAUCUCGGUCAAGGAGCUUCGCGAGCUCGGCAUCACGCUGCACAUGCAGCUGCACUCGGACCGCGACUCCAUCCCCGAGGUGCCGGCGAUCUACUUCUGCGCGCCCACGGACGAGAACCUCGGCAGGAUCGGCCAGGAUCUGCAGAACGGCCUGUACGACAUCUACCACUUGAACUUCAUCUCGCCGAUCAGCCGGCAGAGGAUGGAGGAUCUCGCGACCGCGGCGCUGCUCGGCGGCGUCGUCGCCAGUAUCCACAAGGUGUUCGACCAGUACCUGAACUUCAUCACCCUGGAGGACGAUCUGUUCGUCCUGCGGCAUCAGAACAGCGACGUGAUAUCCUACCACGCGAUCAAUCGCGGCGACGUCAAGGACAGCGAGAUGGAGUCGGUGAUGGACAUCAUCGUGGACUGCCUGUUCUCGGUGUUCGUCACCCUCGGCACCGUGCCGAUCAUAAGGUGUCCCAGGGGCAACGCCGCCGAGAUGGUCGCCAAGAUGAUCGACAAGAAGCUGCGGGAGAACGUGUGGGACACGAGGAACAACCUGUUCGAGGGUGAGGCGUCCGCGACCGGUCACUACAGUUUCCAGAGGCCUCUGCUCAUCGUGCUGGACCGCAACGUCGACAUGGCCACGCCGCUGCAUCACACGUGGACGUACCAGGCGCUGGCGCACGACGUUCUGGAGAUGGCGUUGAACAGGCUCGUCGUGGAGGAGAACGUGGGACGAUCCCCCGCCGGCGGGACACGCUCCAAGACGCGCGCUUACGAGCUGGACAACCGCGAUCGUUUCUGGUGCCAGCACAAGGGCAGCCCGUUCCCCAGGGUGGCGGAGGCGAUUCAGGAGGAGCUGGAGCAGUACCGCACGUGCGAGGAGGACGUGAAGAAGUUGAAAUCCUCCAUGGGCAUCGACAACGAGAGCGAGAUGGCGUUGUCUAUGGUAUCCAAUAACACGGCGCGCCUGACCAGCGCCGUGAACUCGUUGCCACAACUCCUGGAGAUGAAGCGGCUGAUCGACAUGCACACGUCGGUGGCCACAGGUAUCCUGAACGCUAUAAAGUCCAGACGACUCGACACGUUCUUCGAGCUGGAGGAGAAGAUCAUGAGCAAGCAAACGCUCGACCGGAGCGUGUUGGAGACCAUCGGCGAUCCGGACUGCGGCACCCCCGAGGACAAGCUGCGCCUCGCCAUUAUUUAUUUCAUUUGCACGAACAUGUCCGACGCGGAUUACAAUAAACUGGAGGCGGCGCUCACCGCGGCCGGCUGCGAUCUGAAUCCGCUGAUAUACGUAAAGCGGUUACGCAACUACACCAGGAUAGCCGAGAUCCAGAGUAGCUACGAGGGCGGCGGCACCAAGACAGUGAGUAUGUUCUCCAAGCUGAUGAAUCAGGGCUCGUCGUUCGUCAUGGAGGGCGUGAAGAAUCUGGUGGUGAAGAAGCACAACCUGCCCGUCACCAAGAUAGUGGACGAGCUGAUGGAGUCGAAGCAGUCCUCGCGCACCGAGGACUACCUCUAUCUCGACCCGAAGCAGCUCAAGCACACCGAGCAGAUGCCGAAGAAUCGGCCGACGUUCCAGGACGUGAUCGUCUUCGUCGUCGGCGGCGGCAAUUACAUAGAGUACCAGAAUCUGGUGGACUACGUGAAGCAACGAAGCGGAGCCGGGGUGAAUAAACGGGUGAUCUACGGCUCCACGACCUUCAUCAACGCCAAGCAAUUGCUCAAGCAACUUUCUCUGCUCGGCCAGGAAGUCCACUCGUGAACGGACAUAUGCUUUGAUCAUCCUCGCCAACCGCACGUUUUCCCCUCCCUCGCGGCCCCCCCCCCCCGUUCAUCUCUCUUUCGUCCGCGCGAUAUCUAAUAGCAAACACAUUUUUUUUUUUUUAAUAAGAUUGUUGUUAGCUCUUGUAUAAAGUGUACGAUAUAAAUAAAAACCCGGUUCGUUAUUUUCAA